Molecule: messenger RNA, 8216 nt
Organism: Stegostoma tigrinum
Lineage: Eukaryota; Metazoa; Chordata; Chondrichthyes; Orectolobiformes; Stegostomatidae
Product: protocadherin Fat 4
Exons: 16
Coding region: 299-8173 (2624 amino acids)
Biological process (GO): homophilic cell-cell adhesion
Cellular component (GO): cell-cell junction; plasma membrane
Molecular function (GO): calcium ion binding
Source: RefSeq, a predicted model, not a curated record
CUUGAGUCUUCAGGGGAAGGAGAAAGGAAAAAAGAAUAAAACAAGCGGUAGAAAGGAGGAGCUGUUGUACAAUAAUUUGAAUCUAGGUGUAACAGUGGGUGAUAAAGCAGAUGGCGUCUACACCAAUUUUGCCAAUGGGGAAGAUUUGGGAAACACAAAUCAAAACCAAGAACCUUACUCCUCCAAGAGCCAUGUUGUGUCUUCACAAGUAACAACAUGCAACGACCUCAGGAAUAUCCAUGACAACAGGCAGAUCUCUUCAAAGAGUGUUUACAGCUUUGACAUCCCAGAAAAUGUAAUGCCAGGCACUGUGGUGGGCUUAGUAACAACUUCUGCUCCAAAUCGUGGAGUCGAUGACAAGGUGUACGCAAUUCAAGAAGAUGAUGGGAAUGGUCUCUUUGUUAUUAAUCCAGCUACCGGAAAUUUUACUCUGACUCGUUCUUUAGACUUCGAGUCUGCAAAGUAUUACAUUCUCACUGUGAAAGUUUUGAAUACAGAUGAGCAAUUCAGUCUGAUUCGGGCUUACUUCAAUGUGCUGGAUAUCAAUGACAACCCUCCAGUGUUCCAUCCUGAUUCCUACAGUAUUAACAUAAUGGAAAAUGUCCCCAUUGGCACCAGUAUUUUAACCCUGAAUGUAACUGAUGCUGAUGAAGGUCCAAAUGCUGCUUUGACAUUUAAAAUAAUCUCGGGGGAUCAUAAUGGACAGUUUGUAGUUGACAGAAGUGCUGUACUUACGGUCCAAAAGACAUUAGAUCGAGAACACCAGUCUGUCUAUACUUUAAUUGUGCAAGCUGUUGAUCAGCCUCAAUGUGAUUCAACAUGUUUCACAAGUAGUGCAUGGAUAACUGUGAAGCUCAAUGACGUGAAUGAUAACGCACCUGAGUUCAGAACUGCAAACACUAUCUACCUUCCUGAAGAUACUUCUAUUGGUUCAGUAAUAAUGACAGUAACAGCUGUGGAUCUGGACAGUGGGCUCAAUGGCCAGGUUGAAUACUCUCUGCAGGAGCUCUCAAGGAACAAGUUUAGCAUCGAUGCAACAAGCGGAGAACUUAGCAUCAUUGGAGAUAUUGAUGGAGAAAAAAUUGAGAGGGUUAUAAUAGAUGUGAUUGCCUCAGACGAAGGAGAGCCAUCACUAUCUUCCUCAAUGAGCAUUACAGUAAUCAUUAUUGAUGUGAAUGACAACAGUCCUGUCUUCACGGAAAACAUUUAUAUUGUCACAGUGGAUGAAAAUAUACCUCGUGGCUCAGAUUUGCUUGUCGUUUCAGCUGCUGACUCUGAUGAAGGCAAAAAUGGACAAGUUCGAUAUAUUCUUAGUAGCAAGGACUUUUACAUUGAUUCAGUCACAGGAUUAAUCUCAGUUUCAGGAAAAUUGGAUCGUGAACAAACCCCAUGGUGUUCCUUUGUGGUAUUUGCAUUGGAUGGUGGAAAGAGUCCCAGGUCAGGGACAGCUACUGUCACUGUUAUACUGAGGGAUUUCAAUGAUUUUGCACCCAUCAUUCAGCCCAUGCAAAUGACUUUUCAUCUCAUGGAGAACACAAAUACUGUUCCAAAAAUUGUACAUCAGGUACUGGGACGUGAUGAUGACCUCAGUUCCAACAGUAAGCUGACCUAUCAGAUUAAUCGUGGAAAUGAAGAUGGCAAAUUCUCAAUCUCAGCAAGUGGAAGUCUCAGCCUAGUGCAGAGUCUAGACAGAGAGACUCAAGCAGAAUAUAUGCUGGUGGUGACCGCCACAGAUGCAGGUGAUCCACCACUUACUGGAUCUGGAACAAUCAGAAUAAUUGUUGAUGACCUCAAUGAUAACACUCCCAUUUUUGAUCAAAGUCAAUAUACUGUCACUGUCAGUGAAGAUGUCCCCAUUGGUUUUAAGGUUUUAACUAUCCAUGCAGUUGAUCCAGAUGCGGGAGAGAAUGGGCAAAUUAGCUACUCCAUGGAUUUUGGACAGUCUCCGUUCUCUAUUGACCCAAUCAGUGGAGAAAUAAUCACGGCUUCCACUUUAGACAGGGAAAUCCAGACAAGAUAUACACUGAUUGCUCUAGCUACAGACAAAAAUUACCUACAGCCGUUGUCCAGUUCAACCUUAGUGUUGGUCAUAAUAGGGGAUGUAAAUGAUGAGCCACCUCAGUUCCUGAAUGAUCCAUAUGUCGCAAAUGUCCCUGCAAUUCUAAAAGAGGGCUCAUUUGUUUACGCUGUAACGGCAAAGGAUAGAGAUGCAGGAAUAAACGCUGACCUGCGCUUUUCCUUAUCUGGUCCGAAUGCAAACAAAUUUACUGUUGAUCCAGUUAGAGGCGUGAUUUUCACAAAACAGGUAUUGAAAGGAUCAAUGGACAUUACAAUAAUUGUUAACGUAAUCGAUGGAGGAGAAGAUCCAAAAUCAGACAUUACAACUCUUACUGUGCGGUUUCAAAGCACCAAUGACUUCCCACAAUUCUUUGUGGAUAACAAAGUGCACAUCUAUCCAGAAGAUCAAGCAGUAAAUACUGUGAUUUCUAAGGUCAGUGCCUUAGGCAAUGUGAAAGGAAAAAUCAGACCUAUUCUCUUUUAUCUUGCAGCAGGCAACUUUGGAGAUGUGUUUCAAAUCAACCAGUUAACAGGAGAAUUGAAGCUAAAAAACAGAUUGGAUUUUGAGAUUGUAAAAUUUUACCAGCUUUGGAUUGAAGCCAGGAAUUUGUGUUCACCACCAUUUUCUUCCUAUGCCAGACUAGACAUCAAUGUUACAGAUGUAAAUGAUAAUUUUCCUGCAUUCAAACAGAAUAUCUACAGAUGUGAAGUAUAUGAGAAUGUUCCAGCCUGUGAUGUUUGCAAUGUAAAUGCAGCUGAUUUGGAUUCUGGUCUGAAUGGGUCCAUAAAAUAUCGUAUUUUUGAUGGAAAUGUCAAUGAUGCUUUUAACAUCAAUAGCUCCAGCGGAGUCAUAAGAACUGCUCGGAUGUUGGACAGGGAACAGAUGGCAUUAUAUACUUUAAUAGUUGAAGCAAAAGACCAAGGAAGCAACACCAAAACAGGCACAGCAACUGUCAUUAUAUCUGUUCUGGACAAAAAUGACAACGCUCCUCGGUUUUCCCAAAUCUUCCUUGCACAUGUUGCUGAAAAUGCUCCAGUUGGUUUUACCAUUCUACAGAUUGCAACAACAGAUGACGAUAUUGGUGUGAACGCUAUUAGUACAUACAGUAUUCCAAAUAAGACAGCAAGUCUGCCAUUUUGUGUGAAUCGAAGGACUGGAGAUUUAAUUGUGACAAGGUUAUUGGACAGGGAGGCGACAGAUUGGUACAUUGUAAGAGUACAUGCCAAUGAUUCAGCAUGGGAUGUAAACACAGAUGUCACCAUAUUUGUCAUUGAUACAAAUGACAAUACACCACAGUUUACUGAGCCAUUUUACAGUUUAACUAUUCCAGAACCUAAGGAGAAAGAAAUGUUUGUUCUGCAAAUAUCUGCCACUGACCCUGAUUUAGAAAGCAAUGGAAACAUUUUCUACUUCCUUCAGCCUCCACAUGAAUUCUUCAGAGUGAAUGCAACGACUGGCAAGAUCUUCACUAAGCAGCUCAUUCCAUUUAAAACCAUAAAUAACCCCAGUGCUGACUGGAACAAAAUUAAGUUUACUGUAACUGCCUCAGACCUUGGUGAGCCACCAAAUUUCAAUGAGACGACUGUAACAGUUACUAUUAUAGCUCGCAAUGAUCAUCCCCCUCUAUUUUUGCCACACAGACAGUUAAUUCCAGUUCCUGUGAAUUUGGAGCUCGGCACCAAAGUGAUUAAACUAAUUGCAGUUGAUGAAGACUUAUAUUUAAGUGGAGAAGUAGAAUAUUAUAUUACUGGAAACAAUGGUUCAUUUCUAUUUAGCAUUGAGAAAGAUAGUGGUUGGAUUUUUGUUGCAAACCCUUUAGCUUCAAGUCUGAAUAAAGUAUUCACUGUAUCAAUAACGGCAAAUGAUAAAGGCACACCACCACUUUCUUCUAGUACAACAGCCCACUUUCUGACUACUGAAGAAAAUAGGUUUGCCCCACAAUUUUUCUCCCUGCAAGUGUGUUAUUCCAUUCCUGAGGACUGGACUUCUGGUUCUGUCAUAGGUAAUCUUACUGCCUCUGAUAAUGACCAAGGGUUAAAUGGCCAAAUCAUGUACUCAAUAGUAGUUGACAAUGAUGGAGCAUAUUUUUCUAUUGGAAACACUACUGGGUUGCUCACCUUAGUCAGAAGUUUGGAUUUUGAAAUGGAUUCUGUUUACAGCCUACAGAUCUAUGCUCAAGAUGGUGGAUGGAUGUCAAAGACUGGUUCUGUUAAUGUUAUUAUACAAGUUGAAGAUAUCAAUGACAAUCCUCCAGUAUUUUGUGGUCAGGUAUUUUUUGCAAGUGUGGCAGAGAAUUCACCAUGUGGUACCACUGUCUUUACUGUUAAUGCUACAGACAAUGACUCUGGAAUCCAUGCUGAGAUAAGUUACGCUAUCGAAGGUGAACACACUGAAUUUUUUAUUGAUCCACAGUUUGGAAUAAUUACUGUGCAAGAGAUUUUAAAUUUUGAGCUGCGUCAGUUCUACGAAGUAACUGUCAGAGCAUUUAACACUCAUGACAGGAAUAAGUUCAGUCUGGCGAAAGUGUAUGUGAAUGUUACAGGUGUGAAUGAAUACAUCCCUCAAUUUGUUAAAACAUUCUAUCACUUUUCUGUUUCCGAGAAUGCACGUAAUGGAACUACUGUCGGCUAUGUUACUGCAACUGAUUGCGAUCUUGGUUUUGAUGGCAUGGUUGACUAUUUACUCAUAGGAAAAAGCAAAGAGAGAGGCUUUCAGAUCAAUGUGAGCUCUGGGGAGGUAGUUGUCUCUGGGAACAUGAAACAAAGCAGAGGUAGUCAGGUUCUUCUCCAAGUGCUUGCUAAGAACGCUGGAAGAAUACGUGGCUUUGAUGUGGAUGAAGCACUAAUCAAUAUUACUAUUCUUGAAGACCAUAAUGCCCGAAUUUUUAAAUCUGCCAUCUAUCAGACACAUGUGAGAGAAGAUUCACUUGUUGGUACUUCAGUCAUAUCUCUGAUGGCGAAUAACUCAGGCACCAUUCCAGAAUGGAAUCAGUUUGAGAUUCAAAUUAAAGACGGAAACAUAAAUAAUUCAUUUUCUGUCAAUUCUCAAACAGGUGAAGUAUGUAUUGCAUCUUCACUUGAUAGGGAAACCAUACCAUUUUAUAACUUGACCAUUACUGCUGUUAGUAGAGGGUCCAGCCCAACAACAGGUAAUGCACAAUUGAUCAUCAUAGUUGACGAUGUGAAUGACAAUGGUCCCAUUCUCGUUACUACUGAAGGAUAUGUAAUGGAGAAUCAACCACCUGGCACACAACUUAUUUACCUGAAUGCAACGGAUCUGGACUCACCCCCCAAUCGAGGGCCAUUCAGAUACCAGCUAGCAGCUAAAUUGUGUCAAGUUAUUGUGAACUACUGUGCAACGUCACCUUGCCUGGAGCUCGGGUCCUGUGUCAAGUUUCCCAAUGGAUAUGGUUGUGGCUGCCCUUUUGGAACAAGUGGGAAUGAAUGUGAUGGCAGCCUUGGAUUUGAAGAGCUCUCCUACACGGAACUCCCUUCUCUUGAUCCUAUGAACAAUAUGAUUUAUGUGGAACUUGCCACAGUAAAAGAAAAUUCCCUGAUCCUAUAUAACUAUGACAACAAAGAAAGUGCAGAGGGUGAAUUUCUUGCACUGGAAAUAAUAAAUGGUAAAAUUGAGUUUUCUUAUAAUCUUGGAAGUGGAAUUGUGCGGCUGGUAACUGAUCAAUAUGUGGCAGAUGGAGAGUUUCACAAGAUCUUUGCAACUAGGACGGGGAAGGUGGGAUCCCUGACUGUGGAUAAUUGCACCAAUGAUCAUCCAGCACAGUUCUGCUUUGUAAGCACCCCAGGCAUAGGCACAGAGAGAACUCUGGACCUGGAGAAAAAUCGAAUGGUAUUUGGAGGAAUCAAAUUGAUUGAACCCAUACUCCUUCGUCCAGAUCAAGCAAAAACGCAUGACUUCAUUGGUUGCAUUAAAGAAUUUAAACUGAACAAUAUUCCUAUUAAAUUUGCUGAGGCAUUGUCUUCAAAUAACAUCCUCACCAGUUGUCCUCGUGUGGGCCGAAUAUGUCAAGCCAAAACAUGCCUGAAUGGGGGAAUUUGCCUUGAUCGUUGGUCUUACUACCUAUGCCAGUGCCCGGAAGGUUUUACUGGACCCCACUGUGAAAAAGAGACAGCAAUAAAUUUCAAUGGACAAUUUCAUCUUGAUUAUUUCAUCAAAGAAAGUUAUAAACGUGAACAACUACUGAAAAACCACAUAAAAGGAAACAGAAACCAAAAAGGAGAUAAAGACAUCAGUAGCAUUGAAAUACAGUUCAGAACAGACUCAUCAGAAGGAAUUCUGCUCCAUAUACAAGGAAGUAUAAACUAUACCACAGUCAAGAUUAUGGACGGGCAGAUAAACUAUAUUUCUGAUGCUGCCUCGAUUGGUUACGUUGAACACUGUUUGAAUAUCUCAGUUUCUGAUGGCAAAUUCCAUACUUUCAAAAUGGAAAGUCAUGACUCAGUCACUCGACUGAUCCUUGACAAAAAACACAUCAAAAACAUCACACAUCCCACUCAGCAGCUGGGUGGAAUUUGGAUCUCCACCUUAUCUUUGGGGCAGGCACCGUUACUGCAGCUUGAUAAUCCAAAUGAACAAGAUGGCACAAAUCACUGCAGCUGCAAACCAGAUUUUAUUGGAUCUUUCUGUGAGUUCUGCGCGUCAACAAUUAAUGACUAUGCAGCCUGUCAGACAGGCAAUGUUCAGUUCCCACAAUGGAGCAUAGCAGUAAUCAUACCUGCUACUCUAGCAGUAAUUCCUCUGAUAGCUUUGUUUACCAAAUGUCUGCAUACUACUUUGAAAAAUAAGGGAACCAAAAUGAUUGAAUCAGUCCAAGCAGAUUGUGAGAACAAAACGUUCGAUGGUCAGGAUGAUGACGUUGACACAAAACGAUGCACUCUUGACAAUGCAGGAAAGCAGCCAGAUAUCCUCAAGGCAGAAAAUAGUUAUCACAUCAUGGAUGAAACAUUUAUUAGUGCUACAAGCAUGGAGCAGAAUAAGAACUGUAAUGGCCAAGCAUAUGACUUAGAGGUCAAUGACGUUAAUAAUGCAAGCAGUAUAGCUUCUUCAGAUUUUGACGUAAUUCAGUGCUGCACACAGUUCCAGGCCAGCAAUGAUCAUUAUACAAAUGUAAUUCUCCCUAGAAGCACACACAAUAAAUCUCAACCAUUCGUGGCUAUUGUGAAUCAAAGAAACAUCCAAUCUCCUGUAAAUCAACAAAGUGCUAUAGGCCACAAUCAAGUCCUGAGAAAUGGAUUUACAAAUCAACAUUUUCCUCAAAUGUGCUCAUCAGAAUGGUUUCCUUCAUCAGUCUUAAUUACAAAGCGAAAACAUUUCAUCAAUAAUCUUUAUUUGACUGACUAUGAAACAGACCAUCCCCACCAUGGUCAUUUUGACAGCAAGCAACCAAGUGAAGGAGGUAUCGAUAACUUGAGUUUUUGUGGAGAUGAUCAAAUUGAAACUUUACCUACCGUGUCAACACUUACGUCCAGCUCUAAACCCAACAGGGGAACGAUCCAGUUAAUUGAGAGACUCCCACUUGGUCUGUCUGUGGAAGAGGUGAAAAGAUUGAAUGCACCAACAAUUCACAAAUCAGUGAAGAGCACUGCUCAAAUAACUACACUGUCACAAGUUCCACAAAGAACUGUAGCCCAGGGACACCCUCCAGGUAUCCGUCCUUCUACAGACACUUCAUCUGAUAGUGAUUCCCAUAGUUCUUUCACUUGUUCAGAGUAUAACUAUGAAAGGGAACUUCCAGCAUACAGUCAUUCAUCUGUGCAUAGAUAUGCUCAACAAGAUUCAGGGAGAAAUAUUGUUGAGAAUGAAAGGAUGUUAAAUGAAAGGGAGAUUAGAUUACAAGGACAUGAAAAACAGCACGCAUCCAACAUGUGUUUAAUAGGCACUGAAAUUAUUACUGAGGAGGAUUCAGAUACUAAUGUGCAACCAUGUGAUGAUUCCCCUGUUAAUAAAACACACAACUGGGGUGAUAUUUUAAACUGGGGACCAAGAUUUGAAAUAUAUGUUGAGAUUUUCAAGGACCUUGCUCAGUUUCCAAGUGAACCAGGGAGUGAAAAUCAAUUUUCUACUGCUGGAGAGAGUGAGCAUGAAGAAUUUCUGUGAGACUCUAUUUAUAAAUCGCUUUAUAGAGCAAUCUCUGUAUAUU